AUGGUGAAGAAAGCGGCACCGAAGAAUCCGGCAGCGAAGAAACUUGAAUUCGACAAUUCCGUCGCUGAAAUGGCUGUUGAAGCUCCUCGAAGGCGAGGAAGAAGGCCAAAUGCUGUUUCUGAAGAAAUUCCUGUUGCUAAGGAAUCUGUGUCUAUAAAGAAGAACAAAAAGGUUGGCAGUCCGAAAUCAAAAGCAAUUGCGCUUGUAUCUGAAAAAGAACCAAUUGAAGAAGAACAACCUAAUCAACUAGUUUUACAAAAUUCUUCUCUGGUUGACGUUCCACAGCCUGAAUCUCAUCAACUUCAUUCACAAGUUUUGAAAGAAGUUGGCGUUGAUGGCCUGCCUAUCGUGUUUAAUUUUGAUACACAAUGUUCAGGAGGAUCAUUGUGUAAAUUAAUUAAAGACUUCUCUCCUGAUCAAAAGGCAGCUGUUCAAGAGAUAGGGUUUGGAGGAUUGUUAGGCCUUCAAUUAAGUCGAAAAAACACUCAGAUGAUGUACUGGUGCAUCAAGUGCUUUGAUGGUGUGAGUUCUCUGUUUACAAUCAGUGAUUCCAAGCAAUUUGAAAUCACUGAUUAUGAUGUGUACGAUUUGUUUAUGCUCCCCCUUUCUGAGCUGGAGGUUGAAGGGGUUAAACGUGGGCGCAAUUCCACUAAUCCUGAUUUUGAUUUGAAGAUCAAGUGGAGAAAAGAGUUCGGUUUUGAAGAGGUCCAUGCUCAAAUUCCUAUAAGGUUGCUUGAGGACAAGAUUAAAUUGUUGACAGAUGGUGGUGAUCUGUUUAAACAAUUAUUUGUUUUUGUUGCUUUCUCUACAUUUUUUACUCCAACAGCCAAUAGGACUGUAGAUUUGAGAUUGGCUAAGGCUUUGGAAGAUCCUAAAAUGAUUUCCAAAUACAAUUGGUGUAAAUACGUUCUUGACGUAUUAUGUGAGGAAACAGUGAAAUUUAAAAAUAGUUUAUUGAAAGGCAAAGAUCAAAAGACAUUUGGAGGCUGUGUUGUGUUUUUGCAACUUGUGUAUUUUCAGAGGAUUAAGUUUAGGAAUUCCAGUGGUAUUCCUGAUCAAUUACCUCUUAUUCAGCAUUGGACAUCGAAGAUGGUAACCGAUCGGAUUCAUGCUGAAAAUGCCAAUAUGAGUGCAUUAUAUGGUUCUGGUAUAUUGGAGAAGGGGAAGUAUCCAAUUUCCAAAAAGUUUGUUUUUGUUGAUGGUCAAAUAGAUUUGACCCAAAUCAAAUCUAUUUCGAAAGAAAAUGAAGCAGGCAGCAGUGGGGGAAGAGCUGAACAGCCCUGUGUUGGGCGUCGAAUUCCAAGUCGGCGUCCUAGGAUUCUUCAGUUUGAAAUCCCUAAUUCUCAUCCUACAGAUGAAGAAAUUUUCUCUAAAGCCACUGAUGUAAGUUUAUUUUAUUAUUGA
Spinacia oleracea (spinach) is the source of this 1404-nucleotide messenger RNA. RefSeq lists its product as uncharacterized. Lineage: Eukaryota; Viridiplantae; Streptophyta; Magnoliopsida; Caryophyllales; Amaranthaceae. The coding region runs from base 1 to 1404 and encodes 467 amino acids. The record is from RefSeq and is a predicted model, not a curated record. The transcript is spliced from 3 exons.